GAAUACAAUUUUAAAAUGUAGAGCUUGAAAUUAAUAAAUUCUGUCAAGUUCUAUGACAUUUGAACUACUUAAGAUAAAAAUGUCAAAUGUUAACGACGAUAAGAAUGUCUACCUCGGAAUCAGAAGAUGAAAAUUUACAAAAAUUGCAAUCUGCCGUGGACCCAACCUUGCUGCAGUCCAGUUUGUAUGGAAAGAAAGAAGAGGAAAAGGUUAAAAAUGUUCCGAAAGAUAAACCGAAGACCCUGAGAAGGGAUUUGAACCCUCUUGAAGAACAGAAUAUCUCCGACCUUGAGGUUACUCCUGAGUUUCAAACCUUCGUUGCUGCUCAGCUUGACAAGAUGCUGGAACAAAAUAUUACAGAGGUUGAGAGAAAGAUAAAGAAGGUGAAACGGAAUGAACCUGAGACCGGGAUAAAAUUGUUAAAAUCUAGUCUGAAACCUGUAGAUCUUACUCCUAUCGUACACCACCAGAAAAGGCCAGAUUUAUUAGCGCAUAGAAAAGAGAUUGUAGAAGAUGAUGAGAGGUUGCGAGAGGUUGCUGUAACCCCGGAAUCAAUCUUAUCCCAAGAGGGAAUACAAUUUUACGCCAACAAAUUUGCUAGUAGAGUUGAGCCUGGUAUCGAAAGAAUAAAGAAGAAGAAAAAGAAGAAAGAUAAGAAAAAGAAAUCUGAAAAUCCUGAGACGAAGGCGGAAGGAUAAAUAAUGUAUUUUUCCAGAAAAAA
Molecule: messenger RNA, 721 nt
Organism: Eurytemora carolleeae
Lineage: Eukaryota; Metazoa; Arthropoda; Copepoda; Calanoida; Temoridae
Exons: 7
Coding region: 87-698 (203 amino acids)
Biological process (GO): Wnt signaling pathway
Source: RefSeq, a predicted model, not a curated record